This is a messenger RNA of Oryza brachyantha (malo sina), 3021 nucleotides long. Its product is annotated as ribonucleoside-diphosphate reductase large subunit. The transcript has 17 exons. The record is from RefSeq and is a predicted model, not a curated record. Gene Ontology annotation, biological process: deoxyribonucleotide biosynthetic process; DNA replication. Lineage: Eukaryota; Viridiplantae; Streptophyta; Magnoliopsida; Poales; Poaceae. Gene Ontology annotation, molecular function: ribonucleoside-diphosphate reductase activity, thioredoxin disulfide as acceptor; ATP binding. Gene Ontology annotation, cellular component: ribonucleoside-diphosphate reductase complex. The coding region runs from base 260 to 2704 and encodes 814 amino acids.
CGCCCGCGCGCCAAACCUGCUCCAAAUCGAAGCAUUUUUUUCCCUUCUGAAUUUUUUUGUAGCGAGAAAUUUGUUUCUCCUCUCCCCGCGCCGGGAAAGCAUUUAAAUCUGCCCCUCAGCGCGGCUCCCCAACCCAAACCCUACGCGUCCUUCACUCCUCGUUCCCCGAUCCAAUCGAGGCGGCGGCGGCGGUGCGGUGCGGUGCGGUGCGCACCAGGUGCUCGACGGAAGGCCUCGCCGGCGGCGGGGGCGGGCGAAGAUGUACGUGGUGAAGCGGGACGGGCGGCAGGAGACGGUGCACUUCGACAAGAUCACGGCGCGGCUCAAGAAGCUCAGCUACGGCCUCAGCCAGGAGCACUGCGACCCGGUGCUCGUCGCGCAGAAGGUAUGCGCCGGGGUCUACAAGGGCGUCACCACCAGCCAGCUCGACGAGCUCGCCGCCGAGACCGCCGCCGCCAUGACGGCCUCCCACCCCGACUACGCCUCGCUCGCGGCGAGGAUUGCGGUUUCCAACCUGCACAAGAACACCAAGAAGUCCUUCUCGGAUACGAUUAAGGACAUGUAUGGACAUGUCAACGAGAGAUCUGGGCUGAAUGCUCCUUUGGUUGCUGACGAUGUAUAUGAAAUCAUCAUGAAGAAUGCUUCUCGCUUGGACAGUGAGAUAAUUUAUGAUAGGGACUUCGAUUAUGACUACUUUGGUUUCAAGACUCUGGAGAGGUCUUACCUCUUGAAGCUUGGUGGGAGGGUUGUUGAAAGGCCGCAGCACAUGUUAAUGAGAGUUUCAGUGGGAAUACACAAGGAUGACAUUGAGUCCGCUAUCAAAACCUAUCAUCUGAUGUCUCAGCGAUGGUUUACUCAUGCUUCACCAACUCUUUUCAACGCUGGCACUCCAAGGCCCCAAUUAAGCAGCUGUUUCCUUAUCUGCAUGAAAGAUGACAGCAUCGAGGGAAUUUAUGAUACUUUGAAGGAAUGUGCUGUCAUAAGCAAAUCUGCUGGAGGAAUUGGUGUAUCAGUUCACAAUAUUAGAGCUACCGGGAGCUAUAUCCGAGGAACAAAUGGAACCUCCAAUGGGAUUGUUCCUAUGCUACGUGUUUUCAAUGAUACUGCCCGUUAUGUUGAUCAAGGUGGAGGCAAGAGAAAGGGUGCAUUUGCUGUGUAUUUGGAGCCUUGGCAUGCAGAUGUUUUUGAGUUCCUUGAUCUUAGAAAGAAUCAUGGGAAGGAGGAGCAUCGUGCAAGGGAUCUUUUCUAUGCGCUGUGGGUUCCUGACCUAUUCAUGCAAAGAGUCCAAAAUAACGAAGAAUGGUCCUUGUUUUGUCCCAAUGAAGCUCCAGGGUUAGCUGAUUGCUGGGGCAACGAGUUUGAGAAUCUGUACAAGAAAUAUGAGAGAGAGGGUAAGGCAAAGAAAGUUGUUCCAGCACAGACACUCUGGUUUGACAUUUUGAAGGCACAAAUAGAAACUGGUACACCAUAUAUGCUUUACAAGGAUACAUGCAACAGGAAAAGUAAUCAGCAGAAUCUGGGAACAAUCAAAUCUUCAAACUUGUGCACUGAGAUAAUUGAGUUCACAAGUCCUUCUGAAACUGCUGUCUGCAAUCUAUCAUCUAUUGCUUUACCACGUUUCGUAAGGGAAAAGAGUGUCCCCAUAGAAUCCCAUCCAUCUAAGCUUGUUGGCAGCAAUGGUUCUAAAAAUAGAUAUUUUGACUUUGACAAGCUUGCUGAGGUUACUUCAACUGUUACAUACAAUCUCAAUAAAAUAAUUGAUAUCAAUUAUUACCCUGUUGAAACUGCAAAGAGGUCAAAUAUGCGGCACAGGCCAAUUGGCAUUGGUGUUCAAGGCUUGGCAGAUACUUUCAUAUUACUUGGCAUGCCAUUUGACUCACCGGAGGCUCAGCAAUUGAAUAAGGAUAUUUUUGAAACUAUUUACUAUCAUGCUCUGCAAGCUUCUGCUGAGCUUGCUGCUAAAGAAGGUCCCUAUGAAACAUAUCAAGGAAGCCCUGUCAGCAAGGGUAUUCUCCAACCUGACAUGUGGAACGUAGUGCCAUCUGAUAGAUGGAACUGGACAGCUCUACGGAGUACUAUCUCUAAAGUUGGAGUAAGAAAUUCUCUUCUUGUUGCUCCAAUGCCCACUGCUUCCACUAGUCAAAUUCUUGGGAACAACGAAUGCUUUGAGCCUUAUACAUCUAACAUAUACAGCCGACGUGUUCUCAGUGGGGAGUUUGUUGUGGUCAACAAGCAUCUUCUCCAUGAUUUGACUGAAAUGGGUGUUUGGACUCCUGCCUUGAAAAAUAAGAUAAUUUAUGAAGAUGGUUCUGUUCAAAAGAUGACAGAAAUCCCAGAUGAUCUUAAAGCGAUAUACAAGACGGUCUGGGAGAUAAAGCAGAAAAACCUGGUUGACAUGGCAGUUGAUCGUGGAUGCUACAUUGAUCAGAGCCAGAGUCUUAAUGUCCACAUGGAACAACCAAACUUCGGGAAGUUAACUUCUCUGCAUUUCCAUGCUUGGUCGAAGGGCCUGAAAACUGGGAUGUAUUAUCUAAGAACGCGGGCAGCUGCUGAUGCGAUCAAGUUUACAGUUGAUACGUCCUUGUUGAAGGCCAAUGGAGAAAACGGCACCAAGCCUGCAGAGGAAGAGGAUGUGGAAGCUAAAAUGGCUCAGGUCGUUUGUUCCUUGAACAACCGGGAGGAGUGCUUGGCAUGUGGAAGCUAGAUGCCUCCACUACACAGUUGAUCUAUUUUUAAUCAAGACAACAUUAUACAACCAGCUGAUCAUUGGGUCUCAAUAACUGAAAAGGAGUUCUUGGUGUAGUGUAGCAUGUUUGAGUUGAGAUACUGGGCAUUCCUUGUCUGCUGAAUUUCAUCUUCGGCUUGUAUUGUACCAGCGAAAUUCUUGGGUUACUGCAAAUGUAUAUAUGUCUUAGUGUUAACGUUAUUGACGUGUGGUGUGGUGUUGCCGUUUUGGCAAUAGUACUUUGGGCUUUGGCAAUAAGUCUCAUAUGGCUUUGGAUUUGCUUUUGCAUCAUCAAA